Aspergillus ruber CBS 135680 is the source of this 933-nucleotide messenger RNA. RefSeq lists its product as uncharacterized. Bases 107 to 655 code for a protein of 182 amino acids. NCBI's taxonomy places the organism in Eukaryota, Fungi, Ascomycota, Eurotiomycetes, Eurotiales, Aspergillaceae. The record is from RefSeq and is a predicted model, not a curated record. The transcript has a single exon.
UGGAGAGAAAAAAGGAAGAAAAUGGAAUUCUGGCGAAUUGACCUCGAAGCCUUCUCCCCCCUUACUUCAUACGCGCAGGGUAACCACAGUGUGCUUCGUACAGAUCAUGAUGCGUCCGGACCAUGGAGGAUGGCGACAGCUGUCAUGCUCAUGGAUUUUUAUCCCAUUGCUUAUCUCCACAGAACAACUCAUCGCUGCAUACCCCCCCCUUCCCGGUACAAUACGGCCUCGAGCUUGCCUCCCCCUUUUGUAUUUACCAGGGAUUCCUUGUACUUUGGUUAUCGCCAUCGUUUUUUGUUACUCGAAACGGGGAAUAGUCGAGUACAAGUAUUUAUUGUCACCUGUACUCCGUUUUCCAUACGGAGUCAAUAAUGCCCCUCUUGCCCCUCCGAAUAAAAAUAAACUCAAGUCCGAGUCGAGCCCGAGUCCAAGGAAGCGGUCAAUAUUUCAAUCACAACCUCCAUCUAGCAUAAUCGCGAACGCGACGAAAAAAGAUAACCAAAUCUACUCAAAUAGAUUACGCUCCAAAAGAGUCUAUUGCACUUCCAACGGACUACCUGCCUAUAUCCAUUUUCUUCCGAGGCAGCAAGGCAACGAGCAACGAGUCAAGGACUCGGGUCCGCAGAAUAAUAAACCUCCGAGGGGCUCGAUUUGAAUGGCCAUGAGCGAUGCCAGCACAUCAUGUCGCCGUUGCAACUGACAAAACAAAAGAAGCUCCUAGCAGAGCAGUAAGCAUAGUUGGUUAUCUUAUUGAUACUUGGUAGUUGUCGAGAUUUGGAAAUGCCCCACGUUGUGUUUUCUCAACGUUUUUUGUGCUGUCGUUUCAAUUGAGCAAUAAAAUAGUUAAGAAUCUAUUUCUGUUGUACUUCUAAUUCUAUAUUCUACGGGAAAGCACGUCCAUAAUCUUUUGAACCCAAUUCAAUCACUAUGUAC